CACAUCUUUUGCUGCAUGCAAGCACAACAUGUGUAUUCGAAAUGCAAAGAGCAUAUUAUAGAAGGCUUUGGACUGUUCCUGGUUGUAUACAGUAAUACAAUGAAGGCAACUGAAUUUAAUUCCCUAUGGAUAUUGAUUUCACUACUUUGCUGCCAGUUAUUGAACACUGCAGAGCACGAAGAUGUAGUAAAGCAUGCAAUAAAGCUGCAUCGUGGGAAAGGUGCUGCUGUCACACAAAGAAAACAAUGGGUCUUAGAAAAUUGCAGAAAGCUAUCUGGGCUCCUUCGCCAAAAGAACGUGGUUCUCAACAAACUAAAAAAUGCAAUAAGAUCAGUGGAGAAGGACUUGGGGCUGUCAGAUGAAGAGAAACUUUUUCAGGUGCAUACAUUUGAAAUUUUCCAAAAGGAGCUGAAUGAAAGUGAAAACUCAGUCUUUCAAGCAAUCCAUGGACUCCAAAGAGCCCUUCAAGGUGAUUACAAAGAUGUUGUAAACAUGAAAGAAAGUAGUAGACAGCGAUUGGAGGCCUUGAGAGAAGCUGCAAUAAAGGAGGAAACCGAGUAUGUUGAACUUUUAGCAGCAGAAAAACAUCAGGUUGAAGCCCUUAAGAACAUGCAGCAUCAAAAUAAAAGCCUGUCCAUGCUAGAUGAAAUUCUUGAAGAUGUUAGGAAAGCAGCCGAUAGGCUGGAAGAGGAAAUAGAAGAACAUGCCUUUGAUGACAACAAAUCAGUGAGAGGUGUUAACUUUGAAGCAGUUUUAAGGGUGGAAGAAGAUGAAGCAGACUCCAAGAGAAAUAUUUCAAAAAGAAAAGUGGAAGAUGACCUGGGUCUUAGUAUGCUUAUUGAUUCCCAAAACAAUCAGUAUAUACUUACCAAGCCCAGGGAUUCAACCAUCCCUCGUGCUGAUCACCAUUUCAUAAAGGAUAUUGUGACCAUAGGAAUGUUAUCUUUGCCAUGUGGCUGGCUGUGCACAAUGAUAGGAUUGCCAACCAUGUUUGGGUACAUCAUUUGUGGAAUACUCUUGGGACCAUCAGGAUUAAACAGCAUUAAGUCUAUUGUACAAGUGGAAACAUUAGGAGAGUUUGGUGUGUUCUUCACUCUGUUCCUAGUUGGUCUGGAGUUUUCCCCUGAAAGGCUAAGAAAGGUGUGGAAGAUAUCUUUGCAAGGACCCUGUUACAUGACACUUCUGAUGAUUGCUUUUGGCUUACUAUGGGGACAUUUACUACAGAUUAGACCAACACAGAGUGUCUUCAUUUCUACUUGUUUAUCCUUAUCCAGCACACCCCUAGUAUCCAGAUUCCUUGUAGGGAGUGCUCGAGGAGAUAAAGAAGGUGAUAUUGAUUACAGUAGUGUACUACUUGGUAUGCUGGUAAUGCAGGAUGUACAGCUUGGUUUAUUUAUAGCUGUUAUGCCAACCCUUAUUCAAGCAGGAGCCAGCACAUACUCCAGCAUUGUCAUGGAAAUACUGAGAAUACUGAUACUGAUUGGCCAAAUUCUCUUUUCUCUGGCUGCUGUUUUUCUUAUAUGUCUUGUUAUAAAGACUUAUCUCAUAGGACCAUAUUAUCGCAAGUUGCAUGCGGAGAGUAAAGGGAAUAAAGAAAUCCUCAUUUUAGGAAUAUCUGCUUUCAUCUUUCUUAUGUUAACGAUCACAGAGCUAUUGGAUGUUUCAAUGGAAUUGGGAUGCUUCUUAGCGGGAGCACUGAUCUCUUCUCAGGGUCACAUGGUUACUGAAGAGAUUAUGUCCUGUAUUGAACCAAUACGUGACUUUCUUGCCAUCAUUUUCUUUGCAUCUAUAGGUCUUCAUGUUUUCCCCACCUUUGUAAUAUAUGAACUCACAGUCUUGCUAUUUCUUACAUUAUCAGUGGUAAUAAUGAAGUUUGUUUUGGCAGUGCUUGUCCUUUCUCUGAUUCUUCCAAAGAGCAGCCAGUAUAUCAAAUGGAUUGUCUCAGCAGGGCUGGCACAAGUCAGUGAGUUUUCUUUUGUUCUGGGAAGUAGAGCACGCAGAGCAGGGAUCAUUUCUCGAGAGGUAUAUCUCCUUAUUUUGAGUGUAACUACUCUAAGCCUUUUGCUUGCCCCAGCACUGUGGAGAGCUGCAACUAUGAAAUGUGUACCAAGACCAGAAAGACGAUCAAGUAUCUGACAAGACUUGUACGGAAAUAAUAAAUUUUCUUUGGAAAGAAUCUCCUCAUUGCUCAUUGUGUUUCUAUGCAGCUAGAAAACCGGAGGUUUUGAUAUUCCUCUAAACAUGCACUUGGUUCUGAGCCUUAUACUGAUUUUAAGAAACAAAACACUACAUAAAAAAAGGUUGGUAUUUUAAUGAUUGCACAGCUUUUACAAAACUUUGUCCCAUAUUAGAAUUGUCCAGAAUAACUUUUGAUUUUAAUCCAAUCAGUUACACAGAGUAGAAAUUAUUUUUUUAAAUAUUGCAUCAUGCAAUCGCCUUGAAUAUUUUGCCUGUAUGUGCCUUUUUAUUACAUUGAUUUUUAUCCUCUACUGUUCAUUCAUCACAAAAUUUUGUUUAAAAA
Messenger RNA from Trachemys scripta elegans, 2521 nucleotides. It is a transcript of the gene SLC9D1, whose product is annotated as transmembrane and coiled-coil domains 3. The transcript is spliced from 13 exons. Bases 16 to 2136 code for a protein of 706 amino acids. The record is from RefSeq and is a predicted model, not a curated record. NCBI's taxonomy places the organism in Eukaryota, Metazoa, Chordata, Testudines, Emydidae. Gene Ontology annotation, biological process: proton transmembrane transport; potassium ion transmembrane transport. Gene Ontology annotation, cellular component: membrane. Gene Ontology annotation, molecular function: potassium:proton antiporter activity.